Messenger RNA from Eriocheir sinensis (Chinese mitten crab), 1717 nucleotides. RefSeq lists its product as uncharacterized. NCBI's taxonomy places the organism in Eukaryota, Metazoa, Arthropoda, Malacostraca, Decapoda, Varunidae. The transcript has 6 exons. The coding region runs from base 133 to 486 and encodes 117 amino acids. The record is from RefSeq and is a predicted model, not a curated record.
AGCUGCUGCCAGCAAGACACUCACACUGACACUGCCGCCACGCAAGAGGUAGUCACAGAGAAGCCGCGGGAAGGGAAGGACGUACACAUCUCUUCCUCCGCACCGCCAAAGACAAGCCGUGGACACACAGACAUGAACCGGUUAGGGGUGGUUCUCCUGCUCGCCCUGGUGGGCGUGGCUGUCGCUGGGGACAUGAUGCGUAAGGCCAUCGUGUUCGACAAGGCGACGCCGGAAGUGUUCUACUGUCCCAUCGACAAGCCCACGUCCUUCGAGAAGAUGUACGUCCGCUCCAGGCCGCUCGACAAGCUUUGCGAGUUCGACGGCAAGGGGCUUCCCUCAGACUACAAGAGCGAUUGCUACAACGACGUGGACGAGAGCGAGUACGCGUGCAAGGAGAAGAAGAGGAUCAUGAUACGCCGGGAGACCGAAGAGAUGGAGAGAGAGCUCCUCCAGACGACCACACCCGCUGCUAACAACAGGGUGUAGGGCUCACUAACACCCGGACCCCGCCCACCCACCACCGGACACAGAUCCGCCUCCACCCCCCCGGCAGUGAGAAGCUCGAGAUGAUCCGUCGCCGCCGCCUUCUGCUCCACCAAUUUGUAACAGUGCCAAAAGAAAACAAGACGCUGAGUAACCAGUAGUGUGUGUGUGUGUGUGUGUGUGUGAGUGUGACUUAUCAUAUAUCCAAAUUAAUAUAUGCGCAUUUACCUUUUAGUAAUAUUAUAUUUAACACUAUCACAUGACCAAAUCAAGGCAUUAUGCAAAGAUUGGGACGGACCACGAUAAAAAACACCAUUAUGAGCUUAUUAUGGAUACCACAGAAACACCAAACAUCGCUAUGCUGUCUGCCUGCCUGUAGACGUAUAAUUAUUAGCAGCAUAACAUCGACAAGAGCUAGAGAAAAGGCUUAGCGGGUGGAGUCCAGACCAACAGCACAAGGCAACGCAUAGUGACAUGACCAACAAGCAAGAACACAACGCCGGGGCAGGAAGGACAGACGACGGAACCUUCAGUCAGUCAGUCAGUUCGGUGGAUGGGCUUGGGAGGGGACAGACGCCAAUUCCUCGACGACUUCAGCUGUGAUUCAUUUCAUUCUCUUUAACGGGACUUUGUUUUGUUCAGGCUAACACAGUAACAACCAAAAAAAUGUUAACAGCCCAAACAAUAUAACAAGCCCAACUACCCUCCCAUCUGACCAGCGAGUGAUGCAGGUUACCCUCAGCCGCCAAUCAGCCAGCCAGCAAGUCAGUCAGUCAGUCAGUCAGCCCGCUGUUCACACUCCUCUAAUGUAUCUAUUCCUCUCCACAGAACUAAUACAAUAAUUUAUCUGUACAUAACUCAUACAGCAACUACGGCUGUCUGGGUGCCUGUGUGUGUAUGUGUGUGUGUGUGUGUGUGUGUGUGUGUGUGUGCUGUGGUUGGUGGGAGGAGGACCAACAGAACAGCAUGUCGUCAGUCGUGGUCAGAUGGUGAUGCUGCAGAGUUUGCGAGGCUCAGAGCGCCUGGGCCCACGCGACAGCCGCCUCAGCCCCACAGCCCCCAGUCCAGCCCCCUCCCACCUCCUGCCUGCUGCCCAUCGCCUCAUCCCGCCCCCGUACCCCCUCCCCCCCGGCCCCGUGGUCAAGUAAAGGGUAACAAGGACUACACAACGAAGCUUCAAGGGUCGCUGGUUACAUGCUUCCCGUUUCCACCAAUAAAAACAUACCUGUCAUAA